AUGUUUAACGGUCUCCUUUCCAUCUCCGCGAAGGUGGACAAUUGUGGAGAUGGAGAGUCCGACGAAGGCGUGUCGGAAAAAUCCAGUUUUUGCCUCGUCAAGCCGGUGGAGAUGCGACCAAAGCGACUCGAUUUCAUCGGCUUACCGACCACUCAAUGCACAAACCGCAUCGACGUCUCUUCUACCCCAGGUCCGAGUCCCGCCAAUCAAGACUCUUCACAGCCCACAGACACACACACACAAACACACACAGUUCUCGGCCCAAGCGAGUGGAGAGUUUGCCUGAGGCCUAGACAAGCCGACAAGGUAGACAAGCAACACAAUACG
Molecule: messenger RNA, 327 nt
Organism: Protopolystoma xenopodis
Lineage: Eukaryota; Metazoa; Platyhelminthes; Monogenea; Polystomatidea; Polystomatidae
Source: the annotation of a GenBank genome assembly